AUGCACAGCAGCAGCAGCAGCAGCAGCAGCAGCAACAGGGGGUGCAGCGAGCUGCUGGCGUUCUGCAGCGCUGCGCUUUUGAAAGCAUCUAGCCCAUCCUCUCCUGCGGCAGUACAAGCAGCAGCAGCAGCAGCAGCAACAGCAGCAGACGCAGCAGCAGCAGCAGCUGCUGCUGCUUGGUGUGGCCUUUUUCGAUGCCUGCGCAAAGGCGGCGGCGGUAUCGCCUUUUGGCCCGGACCUCGUGAGGUGCUGCAGCAGCUGCAGCAGCAGCAGCUGCAGCAGCUGCUGCUGCUUCUGCCUCUUCCCCUGCCGGUUCCCCUCAAGCAAGAGAAGCAGCACCAAGAGCAGCAGCAGCAGCUGCAGCAACAGCAGAUGCAGCAGCUCAUACAAAAAUUUAGAGACGACUUGUGUCAUGCUGCUGCUGCAGCAGGAGGGGCUUGGCAGUGGCAGCAGCGGCAAGAGCAGCAGCGGCUGCUGGACAGAACUGCUGCGGCUGCUGCUGCUGUUGCGUCUUCUGCUGCUGGUUUGUUGGAUGCUGACAGCUUGCCAGCAGCAGCAGCAGCAACUGCGGCAGCAACUGCAGCAGCAACAGCAACAGCAGCAGAUCUGCAGCGCCAGAGAGGGUUGUGGGCAGAAGCAGCAGCAGCUUGCUGCAGCCUCAGCAAUUGGGACGCUUUGCCAGAGCUGCUGCAGUCUGCUGCUGCUGCUGCUGCAGCUUCCGCUUCUCCGGCUGCAACAUGUGCUCUCCCUGCUGCUGCCGCUGCUGCAGCGUCAACAGAAACAGCAGCAGCAGCAGCAGAACCGAUCGAUUCUUGCAUGGCGCUGCUGCCGCAAGCAGAGAUAACGGAGAGCAGCUUUUUGCUGCAGCAUUCGCGGCUGCUGCUGCUGCUGCGGGGCGUGGUGCAGCAGCAGCAGCUGCAGCAGCAGCACCACAAAUGCGCCAGCUGCUUCCUCAAUUCCGUGCUGCAGGAAGCAACUCUGGAAACCCUCUGGCAGCUAACAGCAGCACUAAAAGAUUCCUUCAGCAGAGCUGCUGCCUAUCUUUCCCACUUGCACAUCUACGCAGACUUUGAGCUCAUCUGCAGCCGCGUGGGCAUCUCUCUGUGGCCAGGAGCCACUGACACGUAUGGUUGCAGCAGCAGCAGCAGCAACAGCAACAGCAGCAGCAGCAGCAGCGAGUGCUGCAGCAAGUGCGGCCUGCGCUCAUCAUGGGAGCCUCUGCCUGUGGGGGCCCAGUGCUCUCUUGCUGCUUUGCUGGUUGACCGGGCCUUGCCAAGUGCAGCAGCAGCAGCAGCAGCAGCAGCAGCAACAGCAUCAAGUGCGAGGUGCGCGGAGCAGCUGGCAGCAGCAAAACUGGCGCUGGAGGCGCUGCAGCAGCCAGUUGCUGCUGCUGCUGUUGCACUCGCGCUGCACCGCCUCCGCUGCAGCACUUCGACGCCAGGGGAAGUGCGGGUCUCUCACUUCAGGCAAGUUGAGGCUUUCCUGCAGCAGCAGCAGCAGCAGCAGCAGCUGGAGUGGCAGCAGCAGCUGCUGGAUCGGCUUGGAAUUGAUAUGCGACUCGCCUUUGCGAAACAGCUUAUGAGAAAGGGGAAGCAGCGAAGCUGCCUGUCUCUUUUAAGUUCUCUUUCUCCAGUUUCCUUCACUGCCAGUUUGGCGCUGCUGCACCUCCGAGCGCAGCAGCUGCUGCUGCCGCCGCAGCAGCUGCUGCAGCAGUUUGAGCAGCUGGAACGGGAGCAGCGCAUACAGCAGCAGCAGCAGCAGCAGCGGCAGCAGCAUCACGUGCUGCAGCAGCAAGACAAUGUGCAACAAGAUCUUUUCUUUUGCUUUGCGUCCUUUGUGGACACCCUGAUUGAAGAAGCACUGCAGCGCGACGCCCAUUUGCUGUUGCCGCAGCAGCAGCAGCCGCAGCAGCGCAACAGCAGCAGCAGCAGUGGAGACGCCUUCUUUGCCUACCCGCUGCCAUCGGGAAGGCGCAAGACCAGCAAGCAGCAGCAGCUGCUGCAACAGCAGCAGCAGCAGCAGGGAGGCUGCCGGCCAACAGCCAAGGACAAGGAAGAGUGCACUUUGUCCUUCUUGGUGUGCGAGUCUGUGAGGCUGCACUUGAUAGUGCUGCAGCAGCAGCAAGAGGUUAGUCUGUACGUGCAGCAGCAGCAGCAGCAGCAGCAGCAGGUGCUGCUGCAGGGGCCAGGGCGAGAAGAAGAAGCCCCUGCUGCGAGUGUAGAGCAGGAGCACCUGCAGUGGCACGCGCAGCAGCAGCAGCAGCGGCAGCAGCAGCAGCUGCUGCUGCAGCAGCACACCAGUCUACACCGCAUGCUGGCUCUUGCCUUUUCCUUCACCACCCCCAACACUUUUGUGGGGCCAAGACUUCAAAUUGAUGCAGCAAUUGCUGCGGUCUUCAGUUGUGGGACUUCUGAGCUCGCGCGUGCUGCACGAAGGCCUCGGGGAGAGCUGCUGCUGCUUGCUGCUGUCGCAGCUGCUGGCAGCAAAACCCCACAAGAGCUUGCCCUGCUGCUGCAGCGGACGGCAGCUGUGGAUCCAACAGCAGCAGAUUUGCGGCUGCUGCUGCCUCUCUACGAGGCAGCCUGUCGGCAGCUGCAUGCAGCAGCAAUGUUUGAAAAGACAGCAGCAAAUUCACUCAAAAUUUCCAACGCUUUCCCGCAGCUUUUCGAACUCUGCCACCCCUCAGCUGCCGCUGCUGCUCUGAGCAUUCCCACAGAAAGGUUAAUUAAGUUCGAAGCCCCUCUUGUCACUGUCACCUCAAUUUCAGACAACAUGGAGGUGCUGGCCAGCAAGCAGAAGCCGAAGCGGCUGCUGCUGUUUGGCUCGGAUGGAAUUGGAUAUUCUUUUUUGCUGAAGAAUGAAAGAGCAGGAGAUAUUCGCAAAGACAUGCGGGCCAUGGAAGCAGCAGCAGAAACCAACAGGCUGCUGCAGCAAAAACACUUCACCUUCCAGGCGCUGCAGCAGCUGUUGCUGCAGGCGCUGCUGCUGGUGCUGCUGAUGCUGCAGGCGCUGCUGCCUCUACUGCUACGGGCAGUGGUGGUACUCCUGCUGCUGCUGAGAGUUAUGGUUGUGCCCUUUCGCCUGACUCAAAAUAUCGUUGCUGCCUUUGGCGCAACAGCAACAGCAGGAGCCUUUCGUGCUGCUGCUGCUGCAGUGCUGCGUCUGCUGCGGAAUAAUCAGAGCCUUCUGCUCAGUUUGUUCAUGAGCUUCUUACAAGACCCGUUGAUCGAGUGGCGGGCGUCUCUCUCGCGUCAUCAGCAGCAGCAGCAGCAGCAGCAAGAAGCAGCAGCAGCAAAAAUAGGAGAGCGAAAAGCCUAUGCAUGCAUAGUGGCUAUACAGCAGAAGCUCAGAGGGGCUGUUUCGGCCCUUCCUCCGGGGGCUUUUGAGGUAUCUGCUGAGCAGCAGCAGCCGCAGCAGCAGCCGCAGCAACAGCAGCAGCAGCAACACAAGCAGCCGCAGGGAGGGCUGGGAGAGGUGGACGGGUGCAGCAGCAGCGAAGAUUCGUUUGUUGAGUCGGAUGAUGAAGAGUUGAGUGCGCCAGGAGCAGCAGGUGCUGCUGCUGUUGCUGCUGCUGCUGCUGCAGCACAAAGCAGCAGCGGGACCCUUGGGGUGUACGCGCAGGUAGAUGCUCUUAUUCGAGCAGCAACAUCUCCAGACAACCUCGCGCGAAUGUACGUGGGGUGGCUGCCUUGGUACUAA
Messenger RNA from Eimeria tenella, 3699 nucleotides. RefSeq lists its product as uncharacterized. The transcript is spliced from 13 exons. NCBI's taxonomy places the organism in Eukaryota, Apicomplexa, Conoidasida, Eucoccidiorida, Eimeriidae. Gene Ontology annotation, cellular component: nucleus. Gene Ontology annotation, molecular function: protein binding; protein serine/threonine kinase activity. Bases 1 to 3699 code for a protein of 1232 amino acids. The record is from RefSeq and is a predicted model, not a curated record. Gene Ontology annotation, biological process: DNA damage checkpoint signaling; telomere maintenance; protein phosphorylation.